This is a messenger RNA of Trametes versicolor FP-101664 SS1, 510 nucleotides long. RefSeq lists its product as uncharacterized. The annotation marks the transcript as partial. The transcript has a single exon. Lineage: Eukaryota; Fungi; Basidiomycota; Agaricomycetes; Polyporales; Polyporaceae. The record is from RefSeq and is a predicted model, not a curated record.
CUCUAUGUCAUGGCUAGCCUUGGUCAAACUUCAUCCAAUCGUACAAUCGACGACCAAAAGGGCGAUACUGUCACUGGCUUCAUGCCUACCUAUUUUCCCCGCGAUUUUAAGUGGAACAUCGGCCAAACAUGCACCGCUUGCACCGUCAAAUCUGGUACUCUCAUCGACCCAGACCAGGUGUUCGACGGGACGUGGCAUGACGCGACGCACUACGGACAAAACGAUACCACCAUUAGCGUCCAGGUCGACUUCACGGGCACCGCCGUCUAUAUGUAUAACAUACUCGUCAAUACCGUUGCCGGUACUCGGACAUCCCUCACAACACUUCACUUCUAUCUCGACGGGGAGCAAGUAGGCACGUUCACCCAUGAUCGCGAUAACACGACCGAGGUCAUCUAUAAUGCGCUGGUCUACAAGAAUACGUCUUUGUCAAACACACCUCAUUCUCUUGUCGCUGAAGCAUCUGGCGCCGAUUACAUCCUCUUUCUCUUCGACUACGUCAUCUAUACG